Molecule: messenger RNA, 5206 nt
Organism: Danio aesculapii
Lineage: Eukaryota; Metazoa; Chordata; Actinopteri; Cypriniformes; Danionidae
Gene: tiam1b
Product: TIAM Rac1 associated GEF 1b
Biological process (GO): small GTPase-mediated signal transduction; activation of GTPase activity; positive regulation of axonogenesis
Cellular component (GO): plasma membrane; synapse; cytosol
Molecular function (GO): protein binding; guanyl-nucleotide exchange factor activity
Source: RefSeq, a predicted model, not a curated record
GGUGUGUGGGAGAAGGGGAGGAGGAAAAAGGACACAGCCUCCCGUCUCAGGCUGUUUCAGUUCCCACUCGCUCACGUGGGAGUCGGUAUGUUUUGGAGUUCGAGAAGGAAUGUGGACGGCACUGCAGGAUACAUGAGGUUUUAGAGAGGACGCGUGUCAGCGGGACACAGGAUCGCCCUCUGGGAAGCAAGAGUUUGUAAGUGACCUAUAAUGCAGUGAAGAGAGUAUGGUGUUAGGAGCUGAUCUGUAUGCAGAGUGAAAUCCGUCAUGACUGUGAUGUCAUUGCAACGCCGCAGAUUUUGAGUCAUGGGUAACGCAGAGAGUCACAGCGGUGGCCAUGGCUAUUAUGGAGACGGUCAGCGGCACCUGUCCCGUAAACACAUGUCCCGCUCGCUCCGUCUGUCCAGCAAACAGACAUACUGCACCCGCCGGACGCCAUCCGGAAAACCAGAACACCGCAACUCGGAGACCAGUACCCGCUCCAGCAGCACUCCCAGCAUCCCUCAGUCCCUCGCCGACCACGGCCUGGAGCCCUUCAAUGACUCUGACCUGCUGCCCGACUUCAGCAGCCCCAUCUGGGUGGACCGAGUGGCCAUGAAUCUCCGGCCAAUGUCCUUCCACAACCAGCCGCCUCAUUCGCCAGCUGUCAAACCUCCAGAGGAAAGCACACAAGUCCAGCACACACGGAGCCCUACCACGCGGGACGCUUCACAGGAUGGCUUCAAGAAGAAACGCUCCAAAUCUGCGGACAUGUGGCGGGAGGAUUCGCUGGAGGUGUCUCUAUCUGACCUGAGCCAGGAGCACAUGACCAGCACCGAGGAGAUGGCGGACACGCCGGACACACACUCCGCUCAGGACCGUGCCAAUUCUUUAGAUGAGCUCUACGGGACAAAGCCAACGCACGGACGAUACGCCAAAUGGCACAAAGGUGGCGCGGCCGAUGAGGAGAAGAUGAUGAUGUCCCCCUGUGAGGAUGAUGGAGCCGCUUAUGGAGCAUUCACACUGCCCUGCCGGCGCUCUCACUGCCUGUCUGAGGGACCCACCAAUCAGCAGGGAGUUAUGCAAGGGAGGCGGGCACAAACCAUACAGGAUGUGACGGCGGCUGACGGCAGUGAUUAUGAGGACAGUGGUAUCGACGGAGUGACAGUGGCUGACAGUGAGCUCUCUCAGCAUCAGAGCCGCCGCUAUAAGACCAUGUCUGCCUCCUUCUCUGCUUACUCCACGUCAGCGGGGGGCGCCUUCACCGGCAGCGACAGCGGCAGCAGCAGUGGAGCCGCAGCCACACACGCAGACAACACACAGGGCGUGUAUGAGAACUUCCGUCAGGAGCUGGAGCAGAGUGUGUGUCCCGCUGAAGCUCAAGAGGACAGGAGUUGUGUGUUCAGCGAUGAGCAGAGCAGUGUGACUCUGAGCUCGGCGUAUCACACACACACAGAUCCUCUGCUGAGUGUCAGCGCUGUGCAGGGAACGGUGCGCAAAGCCGGACGCCUCGCCGUCAAGAACUUCCUGGUGCACAAGAAGAACAAGAAGGUGGAGCUCGCACCCCGACGCAAGUGGAAGAGCUACUGGGUUUCACUCAAAGGAUGCACUCUGUUUUUCUACGAGACGGACGGCCGUUCGGGCAUCGAUCAUAACAGCGUUCCUAAACACGCCGUGUGGGCUGAGAACAGCAUCGUCCAGGCCGUCCCAGAACACCCUAAAAAAGAUUUUGUUUUCUGCCUGAGCAACUCCCUCGGGGACUCCUUCCUUUUUCAGACGUGCAGUCAGACUGAGCUUGAAAACUGGAUCACAGGGAUUCACUCGGCCUGCGCUGCGGCCGUCGCUCGACAGCACCAUCGGGAAGACACCGUGCGUCUGCUGCGCGCCGAGAUCCGAAAGCUGGAGCAGAAGAUCGACAUGGACGAGAAGAUGAAGAAAAUGGGAGACAUGCAGCUCUCUGCUGUCACCGAUGCCAAGAAGAGGAAGACCAUACUGGAGCAGAUUUUCCUAUGGGAGCAGAAUUUAGAGCAGUUCCACAUGGAUUUGUUCCGUUUCCGCUGUUACCUGUCCAGCCUGCAGGGCGGCGAGCUUCCCAACCCCAAACGCCUGCUGGCCUUCGCCUCCCGUCCCACCAAACUGGCCAUGGGUCGACUAGGCAUCUUUUCGGUUUCAUCCUUCCAUGCGCUGGUGGCAGCUCGCACUGAGAGCGGCGUGAGGCGGCGGUCGCAGGCCAUGUCGCGCUCAACCAGCAAACGCAAGAGUCGCUUCUCCUCACUAUGGGGUCUGGACACCCACUCCAAGAGAAAGAGUAAAGGUCAUCCCAGCAUUGACCAGGUUUUUGCAGAAGGAGAUGAUCCAGUUAAAAGUCCUCUAGAAGGCAUGUUUGAGGGUUCCUCCAGUGAAACAAUGAAAGACACCAAGACUCCAGUCAAAGGUCUGCCAAGGCCGAGUACAGAUCACGACAUCUGGUCCCGGGACCACCUUACUCCAUCAUGGGUGCUGCUGCCAAACGACCAGCCCGUGUUAGCCAUCAUCCAGCCCGGAGAGUCAGCCCUCGACAUGCUGGAGACCAUCUGCAAGGCUCACCAACUGGACGCCACCAAACACUACGUGCGGCUUAAGUUCCUCAUUGAGAACCAAGUGCAGUUCUACAUCCCCAAACCAGAGGAGGAUAUUUACGAUCUGCUGUAUAAGGAAAUCGAGCUGUGCUGUAAGAUCAGGAAGGUGAUCCAGUUUGAUCGGGAUGAGUCCUGCAUGAUCGGCUAUGGUUUCUCCAUCUCUGUGGUGGAGGAGGACGGCGUACAGCAGCUUUACAUCACCGACGUGAGAGCUGGAGGAUUAGCCUUCGCUAAAGGCCUGAAUGCAGGAGAUGAGAUUCUCCAGCUGAACGGGAAGGACUCGCGGACUCUGACCUUCGCUGACAUGAAGGUGGCGUUCGCUCAGGUCUCUCUGUCGCUCACCGUCAACACACUGCCCCCCGUGGAGCGCCGGCAGCUCUGCUUUCUGCCACCCAGACGCUCCGACGCCGUGGACAAUCUCUACACGGACAUCUUCUCUCAGAACCAAGAGGAGAUCCUUGACGAUGGCGUGGGUCUGAUUGUUGAGACUUCAGGAGACAGUUUAGAUGACGACUCGGAGCUCUUCGCCGAGUUUGAUGACUACGGAAAGAGUACGGAGCAGGUGGCAGCGUUCUGCCGCAGUCUGCACGAGAUGAAUCCCUCCUCCUCUGAAUCCGUCUCUUCUUCAUCCGUCCCGGAGUCUUCAUCACUUCCUCCUAGUACCGCCACUCCCCGCCAACUCUCCGAUGCCGACAAACUCCGCAAAGUCAUCUGCGAACUAGUGGAGACGGAGCGCACAUACGUCAAAGAUCUGAACUGUCUGAUUGGCCGAUAUUUGACGCCGCUGCAGAAAGAGUCUUUCCUCACUCAGGAUGAGCUGGAUGUGCUGUUCGGAAACCUCCCGGAGAUGUUGGAGUUCCAAGUGGAGUUUCUGAAGACUCUGGAAGACGGAACCAGAUUGGUGCCUGACCUGGAGAAACUGGAGCGGGUGGAGGAGUUCAAGAAGAUCCUGUUUUCUCUGGGUGGCUCGUUCCUGUAUUACGCCGACCGCUUCAAGAUCUACAGCGCCUUCUGUGCCAGCCACACCAAAGUGCCCAAAGUGCUGGUCAAAGCGAAGACAGACGUAGCCUUCAAGGCCUUUCUGGACGAGCGUAACCCCAAACAGCAGCAUUCGUCCACGCUGGAGUCAUACCUGAUCAAGCCCAUCCAGAGAGUGCUGAAAUACCCUCUGCUGCUGAGAGAACUGCACUCGCUCACUGACCCCGACAGCGAAGAGCACUACCAUCUCAACGUUGCAAUGAAAGCCAUGAACACAGUGGCCAGUCACAUCAAUGAGAUGCAGAAGAUCCACGAGGAGUUUGGAGCUGUGUUUGACCUCCUCAUCUCUGAGCAGACUGGAGAAAAGAAAGAGGUUGCUGACUUGUCUAUGGGAGAUUUACUCCUCCACAGCAGCGUGACAUGGAUCAACCCGUCCUCCUCUCUAGGAAAGUGCAAGAAAGAGCCACAGCUGGCCACAUUCGUGUUUAAGACUGCAGUGGUAUUCAUCUGUAAAGAUUACUCCAAGCAGAAGAAGAAAAUGGGCGGUUCUCAUAGAGCCUCAGUCUCAGGAGAAGAGAAAGAUCCGUUCCGCUUCCGCCACAUGAUCCCCACUGAUGCACUCCAGGUGCGCACGCUGUCCAACACAGAUGGAGAGAGCGCAGCCGUGUGUGAGAUCGUCCAUGUCAAGUCUGAAUCUGAGGGAAGGCCAGAGAGAGUGUUUCAGCUCUGCUGCAGCUCUCCAGAGAGUAAGAAGGACUUCUUGAAGACGGUUCACUCCAUCCUGCGAGAUAAACAGCGGCGUCAGCUCUUAAAGACAGAAAGUCUUCCUCUCAGUCAGCAGUACGUUCCCUUUGGAGGAAAACGCCUGUGUGCUCUUAAAGGAGCCCGACCGGCCAUGAACAGAGCAGUGUCUGCCCCUUCUCGGACUGGCCGCAGGAAACUGGUACGCAACCGCUUCACCAUCGAUACCGACAUCGUUUUCGACACCGAACCGGACAGCGACUCGCCAGACUCUCAGCAUGCUCAGCAAACCGUUGGCGUUCCCGCAGGCGACACCGACCGCUGGGUGGAGGAACAGUUCGAUCUUCAGCGAUACGAGGAGCAGGAGCAGGACGUGAAGGAAACCGACAUCCUGAGCGACGAUGAAGACUUCAGUCCGUCCGCCAUGAGCCCGUCCACAGAACCACUGCUGUCCACACUCUCACUAGAGGGAGACACGGCCGAGGAGGAAGAGGAAGAGGACAGCAGGAAGGACUGCAAAUCCCAGCAUGCAAAGCUGUCCGAUGUGGGGAAGCAAUGCGCCAUGUCUGUGGCCAGUGUGGACGAGCAGGGGACGUCUGAUGAUGUCGUCUGGGUGCGACGGGAGAGCAGUGCGGAGAACGAGACACAGGAGGAAAGCCAGAGCUGAAAGGCAUCAGGAGAGGAUUAAAACUGAGCCGAUGCAUGAUGACACGGUUUCUCUGCGCCAAUAUUCCCGAAUGUUAGACAUUCCUAUACGAACAGCUGUAAGAUAACACGCUUAUCCACCAUAGACACUUAAAGAAACACUCCACUUUUUUGGGGGGAGAAUAUAGAGUUUGAGUUUCACCAUUUUUAAAUCAAUUCAGAAGAUCUCUGGGACUAACGGGAGC